Messenger RNA from Quercus lobata, 979 nucleotides. Its product is annotated as ribulose bisphosphate carboxylase small chain clone 512-like. The coding region runs from base 197 to 712 and encodes 171 amino acids. The transcript has 3 exons. NCBI's taxonomy places the organism in Eukaryota, Viridiplantae, Streptophyta, Magnoliopsida, Fagales, Fagaceae. The record is from RefSeq and is a predicted model, not a curated record.
AAAAACAAAACCACCUUACAUACGAUUCAUAAACAGCCAGGCCGACUCUUUGUCCUUUACUUCAUCACAACCAAUUAUACACCCUUCAAACACAAACACUUGUAAUACUAAUACCACACUCUGUGCCACCUGUUCUGCUUUCUUUUUAUUCAAUCUUCUUUGUUAGUACAACCACCAGAUCCACCACCGUCUGAAGAUGUCUGCUGGGAUCUUUACAUCUCCGGUUGCUGCUGUAUCAGGCUUUGUUGGCCUGAAAUCAAACUCCACAAAGCUGCCUGCAGUGAGAGAAUCUAUUGGAUGGAGCCAGAAAACUAUCUCCAAUGGUUCUAAAACUUACUGUAUGAAGACAUGGAAUCCCAUUAACAAUAAAAAGUUUGAGACACUCUCCUACCUCCCUCCCCUCUCUGAGGAUUCAAUUGCAAAGGAGGUUGACUACAUGAUGAAAAUGGGAUGGAUUCCUUGCCUUGAGUUUGAUGAGGUGGGGAGUGUUCGUAGAGAGCAUAGCCGAAUGCCAGGAUACUAUGAUGGGAGGUAUUGGACACUUUGGAAGCUACCCAUGUUUGGGUGCAGUGAUGCCUCUCAAGUCCUCAAUGAAAUCCAUGAGUGCAGAAAGACUUACCCAAAUGCUUAUAUUCGCUGCUUGGCUUUUGACAACAAGAAACAAGCUCAGUGCAUGGCCUUUGUCAUUCAGAAACCCACCACCAGUGCUUAAGGUGCUUGCUUUGGGUUUUUUUUAACCUUUCUCUUCAAAGAUUUUCAAACCCAAUGUUUGUUUUUUAAUCCCUUUAUGCGGAGCCAAUAAGAAAUUUGGGUGUUUGUGAAGAGGAUUCCUCUAUUUCUAAUAUGGUAGGUAUCUUCUAAUAUGUACUAGCAAAGCAUCUUUGGAGAAGAUACUCGUGAGCUUUUUUUAUUCACUCUUUUUGUUGAAAAAUAAUAUCUUUUAUAUGAUCUGUGAUAUGUACUUGCUUAUUUAUAAUAA